AUGGUGGAAAUAUCCAGUCAUAGACUUGGAUGGGGUCGUAAUAAACCACAUGCCAAGCGAAAGCAAAGAUUUCAAAGUGCUGAAUGUGAAGAUUUCAAGAAUUAUAGGAGAACAUUCCACAAAGAUUACGAAAUUUCUGAAGAUUGUAAUGGUGAAGAUGAUAUGAGAGCUGAAUUCUUUAAAGAAAACAAAAUAACAGUGGAAAAUCACAAUCAACGAUUCACGAGAGGCGAAGAAACUUUCUACAUGUCAAUAUCGGACAAUGCUGAUUUAAGUUUUGAAGAAGCUAUCGAAUUGAGAAUGGGAUUGAAACUUCCACCAAGUGCUCGAAGCCUUCCAGUUGAACCAGCAGUUCCUUAUGUUCCAAAUAAUGUUCCGGCAUCAGUUGAUUGGCGUGAUGGAACUGGAUUUCAACCAAUUAAAGAUCAGGGAGAUUGUGGUUCAUGUUGGGCAUUUGCUGUUGUUUCAUGCUUGGAAUUUCUCGUUCUGAGACAAGGUGUAAGCAUUUCUUUGUCGGAACAGAACUUGGUUGAUUGUAGCACUGCUGAUCAUGGAUGUUCAGGUGGUUGGCCAACAAAUUCAUUCAAAUAUGUAAAGCAGAAUGGAAUAGCAACUUCAAGUUACGUUUAUGCAGAAGCUGAACGAACAUGUCGUAAAGAAAGUUUUCCUCCAAAAGUAAGAAUUGGAAAUUAUUGCGAAGAAAGACUUGGAGGAAAUGAAGCUCGAUUGAUGGAGCUUACCGCUAAAUAUGGUCCGAUUGUUGUAGCUGUAGAGGCAACAAAAAACUUCAUUUUAUAUGGUGGUGGAGUUUUCAGUGACAGUACUUGCGGUACGGGGAUUGAUCAUGCAGUUGUUGUUGUUGGGUAUGGAACUGAUGAUAAAUAUGGCAAUUAUUGGUUAAUUCGUAACUCGUGGGGCGAGUAG
Molecule: messenger RNA, 924 nt
Organism: Clunio marinus
Lineage: Eukaryota; Metazoa; Arthropoda; Insecta; Diptera; Chironomidae
Source: the annotation of a GenBank genome assembly